Messenger RNA from Sebastes umbrosus (honeycomb rockfish), 421 nucleotides. Its product is annotated as calcium-binding protein P-like. Bases 1 to 378 code for a protein of 125 amino acids. The record is from RefSeq and is a predicted model, not a curated record. Lineage: Eukaryota; Metazoa; Chordata; Actinopteri; Perciformes; Sebastidae. The transcript has 2 exons.
AUGCUGGGAACCACUGGUCAGUACCCACUGAUACUGGGAACCACUGGUCAGUACCCGCUGACACUGGGAACCACUGGUCAGUACCCACUGAUACUGGGAACCACUGGUCAGUACCCGCUGACACUGGGAACCACUGGUCAGUACCCGCUGACACUGGGAACCACUGGUCAGUACCCACUGAUACUGGGAACCACUGGUCAGUACCCACUGAUACUGGAAACCACUGGUCAGUACCCACUGAUACUGGGAACCACUGGUCAGUACCCGCUGAUACUGGGAACCACUGGUCAGUACCCGCUGAUACUGGGAACCACUGGUCAGUACCCGCUGAUACUGGGAACCACUGGUCUAGCUACAUGUCCAGUCAGCCAAAAAUAAGCUGCCAAGCUACCUCUUUUAUUUUGAAAUGUUCUUCGUGUGU